ACUCAACCGAGUGAACUCAGCGAAACACCAAUAAACAUUGUAGGCACACACUCUCCAUCCUUUUUCCAGCUAAAGACAGAUCUCAUAUUCUCUCAUCACACAAACUCACAUUGGAAACAAACAAACAUGGCAACAACAUCUUCAUCUUCAAGAGAUGAACCAUUUUUGAAGAAGAAAAAGAAACAAUGUUUGGGUUGGAUUGAAUGGUUAAGAGGGUGGUUCUAUUUAUUCUACGAAAUUCUAUUCCAAAGAAUCAUGGCUAGUCAUUUACAUAACCCUAUGGAAAUUCCACCCAUCAAUUCUCUCACUUGUAUUGUCACUGGUUCCACUAGUGGCAUUGGCUUAGAAAUUGCAAGACAAUUAGCACAAUCAGGAGCACAUGUUGUUAUGGCUGUGAGGAACACAAAGGCAGCUAAUGAAUUGAUCCAGAAGUGGCAGAUUGAAUCUGCAGGAUUUGGUAUUGCACUCAAUGUUGAGGUGAUGGCGGUGGAUCUUCUCUCAUUGGAUUCUGUGGCGAGGUUUGCCGAAGCUUGGAAUGCACGAUCUGCACCCUUGCAUGUUCUCAUUAAUAAUGCCGGCAUUUUUUCCAUUGGAGAGCCACAAAAGUUUUCAAAAGAUGGUUACGAAGAACACUUGCAAGUGAAUCAUCUUGCUCCUGCUUUGCUUUCAAUACUUCUUUUGCCAUCCCUUAUUAGGGGAUCUCCUAGUCGAAUUGUGAACUUGAAUUCCGUUAUGCAUCAUGUUGGUUUUGUUGAUGCUGAAGACAUGAAUGUCACAUCAGGAAAAAGGAAGUUUUCUAGUUUGGUGGGAUACUCAAGCAGCAAGUUAGCACAGAUUAUGUUUAGUAGCGUUCUUUAUAAGCGACUUCCUGCUGAAGCCGGCAUCAGUGUAAUGUGUGUAUCUCCUGGAAUUGUGCAAACCAAUGUUGCAAGGGAUCUUCCAAAGUUAAUUCAAACUUGGUAUCAUUUGAUACCUUACUUCAUUUUUAAUGCUCAAGAAGGUUCUAGGAGUACACUUUUUGCUGCCACUGAUCCGCAAGUUUCAGAGUAUUGCGAGUUGUUGAAAUCGGACGAUUGGCCCGUUUGUGCCUAUAUUUCUCACGAUUGUCGUCCGACAAAUCCGUCAGAAGAAGCACAUAAUCUUCAAACAUCGCAUGAAGUAUGGGAAAAGACAUUAGACAUGAUCGGCCUUCCUUCAAAUGCCGUGGAGAGGUUUAUCGAAGGAGAAGAAGUUAAAUGUCGUUACGGUGCGGACAACAAAAACGGUAGUCUACUAAUUCACAAUGGUGAAACCAAAACACUUGAUUAACACAAGUAUCCCUACAUGGUAGUAAUGAACAUUUCAUUUUGAAUAUGGGAGAAGAGCUCAAAAAAAUUUCAACUAGAUUGAUUGAUAUGCCUUGUGCUGCAAGCAUGUGCUUAUUAGGGGACAAAUUUCCAAAUCUAAAAUUCCAAAAAGUUUAUGUACAUUAUUUUUUUAAUCUUAUUUAUACACAUAAAAAAGUGUUUUGACCUUAAUGUUUUGAAUUUUGCUGACAUUAUGAUGGUUAAAUAUAGGAGUAAGAACUAAAUGAGUACUAUGAUGUAUUUGUAUAAUAAUUGUUUUGACCCUUGGUAAUAGGUGAAUGUGAUUGUCCUAAAGAAGUAGAGGCUUCCAUUUUACAAUGGUUGCUUUCAAAAUGAGUA
This is a messenger RNA of Cicer arietinum (chickpea), 1685 nucleotides long. The record is from RefSeq and is a predicted model, not a curated record. NCBI's taxonomy places the organism in Eukaryota, Viridiplantae, Streptophyta, Magnoliopsida, Fabales, Fabaceae.